AAACAAAAAAAAAAUUUGGGGGAACGAAAAAAAUGAAGUCGCGGAAAGAGGUAAACUGGGAAGGAGGGUGUAUUCUUGAAGAGAGGUAGUCAGACUGAGGCUAGAUCUGUGAGCUAGGUAAAUCUCGCUCACCCCCCGAUACAGACUCUCUGCUCACUGCUAGCCGCGCCGGGACUCGAACCAAUGUUUUCAUGAGCCUUUACACACGUUCUGUUGACUCCAUCUGACCGCGUUCAUCGAAAUAUGUGAAUAGAAUUUAAUGUAAAUAAGUCUUGGUCAACGGUGUGUUUAAAAGUAAUGAUGGAUACUGUACCUGGAUACACUUGACAUUGUGAUGCGAAUCUGUGUUAUAUAUAAAGUUGCCGAAUGUAGAUAAAUAUGAACAAUAAUUUAUAAUAAUAAAAUACAAGUGGAAACAAUUCCGUUAAAAGCUUGAAAAAUUCUUAUUUUAACGUUUCUUCGGGUUUUGUCUGUGAUUGGAUGACGUCAUGUCAUGUGACAUUUGUUUUAUUCAGAUCUAUCAAACGGCCGAAAAGAUAUAAAAAAAAGAAUGUGUGAAUUGAGUGGGACAGGCAUUCUCACAGCACGUGACUUCGUUCAGCCAAUAAGGAUUAAGACCGCAGCGGAUCAACACUUUAUUUUUCUCCAUAGAUUCCAGAAGAAUUGACCUCUGACCCUCGGCACCAUUUCGGCUUGUGAAGUAUGUGCUGGAAGAAAAGGAAAAACGAGACAGGCUUUGGGAUAGACUCACAUUUUCUGUAAAAAGAAAAAAAUAAUUUAAAAAAUACAUAUAUAUAUAUAUAUAUAUAAUUUGUGACUGGGAAAUCUAGAAGAAAUGGAAGAAAGUGUAAAUGAGGUUUUCGUAACGGACUUCCGGCAUUGUUAAUUGGCCGUGUCACGCAUGAGGAUGGCUUAAUGAAGCUUGCUUUUCCAGACAUGAAUAUUGCCUUUUUGUGGAUAUAUAUUUUUUGUGUUCUCUCUUGUGUGGAUUAUUUGUAUGCUUUGUUUGUGUUUUAUUCGUGGAUGGCGAAUUCCGAGCUCAUCUUUCACUGGACGAGUCUUCCUGACGAGUGCUGAUUAGCCGAGUUGAGAUAAGACACGGAAAGUGGAGAGGGCUACGUGCCCGUUUAAACGACGCUGACCGUUUCUCCUCGGAAAGCGCCUACUUGAAAGAAGGGUCCUUCUGCAGCCACCACCACCACAUUUCUUUAUUCGUCUGUCAUCCGUGGUAGGCAUGGGUUCGAGAUUGUUUGAGGAUAAGAGGUCCCCCCUCCCUCCAACGACCCUCCUCGUUACAACGAAAAUCAUUUAGACGCCAAGUUGAAGCGCAUUGCAAUUUGUCCACUGCAUCAGAGAUAAACCUUUCAACUGGCCGGCUUCUUGACUAACAGACUGCGGACACUGGACAGAUAGCUGGUCCAGAUUGGGCUAUCUUUGAACCUCCACCAUCUGGUGAGCGGGUGAAUCGUUUCUAUCUCCCGACCCGCUUCUAUCACUUGUUAACUCUGAAACAAAGUUUCUUUAAAAUCAUAUCGCCACUCUAUUUUAGAUGCCAAAGUGCCUAAUUAGAUCCAGUUUAAUUCUCAGUGGAAUGAUUAAAUGACCAAAUUGACCAUUGGUUUAUCUCUCAUUUGGUGCUAAAAAAAUGUAGGGUACGACUUGCUUUCUAAUAUUACCAAUACCAAUUAGUUAAUCUCAGCUGGUCAUUCUGUGUUUGGUCACUGGAUACCCUUUUGGCCGUUUAAGUUAAUGGAACUGUAAUCAGUAUUAUGAUAAUCAAACAGUAAGGAGAGGCGGAGUAGAGUAUUGCGCACGACUCCAGCCGAUUGCAGAAGGGCCGUAAAUCCUGUUUGUUCUUUCCCCUGGAUUAUCUUUCUUUUGCGACUGGUGACUUUUAACAAGUACCUCAAAAUUAGUUUUGUUCUUCAUCGGAUACAUUGACUGGACCUGGCCAGGAGAACUGGCCACAAUAACUCCAUGGUACAGGUCAGCAGAUGGAUUUCAUUAUACUUAAAGUGAAUGGUCAAGACCUGUCCCAGUCCAGCCACUAUGAAGCCGUGGAAGCCUUCAGGACAGCCAAGGAGCCAAUUAUAGUCGAGGUCCUCAGGAGAACUGGCAAAGGCGGCGGUGGUGGCAACAGCAGCGAGUUUGGUGGGUCCAGUGGUGGCGGUGACCGUGGCAUGAAAAGCCGCUGUCCGACCAUGGUGUCCAUCGGUACACAGACCGAGGAGGAUUUUUACUGCUACAAUCGUCCACCCACGCCACCCCCGGGAUUUUACCCUAUACCUUUGACUUCCGGGUUAUACCAACCGUCGUCACGCAGACCAGUCGCUUUCUCUCCCAGCGCAGAGAUGGGCUUGACAGACAUAGAGAUGGCCCACAAUCUGGACAUUGAUGACCCUUACUUUGACGACAGACAGUACGAGAUUGUUUACGAGGAAGUCUUACUGAGGCGGACGUCGAGUGAUGCAAAACUCGGAUUAACUCUGUGCUACGGGUCUCUGGAAGAUGAACUUACAGAAAUAUUUAUUAGUGAGGUUGAUCCCUGCAGCAUCGCUGGACGAGACGGGCGUAUCCGAGAAGGUGACCAGAUUGUGCAGAUAAAUGGCGUGGAUGUCCGCAGCAGAUCUGAGGCGAUUUCUUUGUUUUCUGGCAAUGGUACAGAUAUAACACUGACAGUGGCACGUGCGCAGCUACAGUGUGAUGAUGGUUUCAUGGAGGAGCCCAAUGUUGUGCUGGAUGACCUUCACAUGGACCUUCUAGAGCAGCAUCACCAUGACAACAUGCAGUUUAUGGCCUCCAUGUUGGCUCGGCGCCAUCUGGAUGAGGAAGGGGGCACCACUGAUACAGCCACCACAGAGAACUCUUCCCAGAAGCAUGAAAAAGACAGUGGAGUGGGUCGUACAGACGAGAGCACUAGGAAUGAGGAGAGUUCCGAACAGGAGAAUGUAGAUUAUGACAGUUUUAUGAACCCUGCCAUAUUGGCAUGCAAAGGUCGUCACCCCAGCAAUGACAGUCUCAUAUCCAGCGACAUUCCUGGUGAGGUCUGCAGCAAGCUGAGGGACAUGUUUGACCCCAGGAUGGCUGUGGGCAGCUCCCCUAGGAGGGAUGUCCACCGCAAGGACUCUGGUAGCAGCCUUGAGAGAGAGUUGGCCCUUUUGAACCAGGAAAUGGAAGAAAUACAGGUGGAGUGUCAGGACCUUGUUGAAAACCACAUCAUGAGAGAGCGACUUGGAUACAAUGAGUCGGUCAUCAGAGGGGACACACAGAAGAGUCCUCGCAUAGUUCCACGUAUGGGAACAAGGUUGGAGUAUGUAAAACAUCCCAAUGAGCCUGGUCUGGCCAGAAAGCCUGGCAUGGGAGGCACGGGUAGCCCCAGUCAUACUGGUGCCCCUGUCACUAUGUCAUCCCCUCUCAAUAACAAUUACAGUAUGAACGGGUCAUCUAAAAACUACACCAAUGGCUCUGUGGUACCUUCCUCCCUGUCCUCGACUAUGUCCUCAACUUGCAGAGGGUUAAACUCAGAGUUCAGCUCUCACACCAAUACUACAUCCAGUUCCAACAUGAGCACAGGAAUGUGUGACAAGGACAUGUGGACGACCACUAGCGCAUAUAACACUGGGGAGUCAUGCCGCAGCACACCGCUUACCCUCGAACUCAAUCCAACCAUUGAUGAAAACAGCCACGAGCUCAGCGGAUCCAUGCUCUGCCUGGCCACUCCAUCAUCAGCUCCUUCAGCGAUAGUGACCAGUGACACAGAGAAGCAGACACAAACCCCGACAAAACCUAGGGAUUAUUCAAGUGGGGACAGUGGCCAUGGCCAGGCCAAGAAAUCCUCAAGCUCUUCUCACACCAUCAAGGCCAUGAGCAUUAGUGAGAGCAUGAAGUCAGGGCUUACCCAUCCUUCCCAGAUGGGAGAGUCCCUACAGGACCUCUACCUUCGUUGUGCUGACGUCAUGUACACUAACCGGGCUAAUCUUCAGCACACCAUUGCUGUGCAACAAAAGCUCUUUCAACAACAGCUUGAGCAGAAUGCCAGGCUACGGGGCCAUGGCCCACCUGGCCACCCUCCUCCCACCAGCAAUAUUAACGAUCACACCCCCGAUGCUGCCAGAAACAGCCCUGGUCAGACUCCUCCUUCAGACAGCGGCCAGAUGGAGUGGGUAGUGAAACGCAGACCUGACGGCACCAGAUACAUCACCAGAAGGCCAGUCCGCAACAAACUUCUUAAAGAGCGGGCCAAAAAAAUCAGCGAAGAGCGUUGCGGCAUGACCACAGAUGACGACGCCAUGUCAGAAAUGAAAACCGGGCGGUACUGGUCAAAAGAGGACAGGAAGAGGCACCUGGAGAAAGCAAAAGACUACAAGAAGAAAAAGGAACUCCUAGUGAAAGCUAAAAUGGAAACAUUGAGAGAAAGUGAAGAAAAGAAAGAGGUGAACAUUGUGGAACUUAGCCACAGGAAAAUGAUGAAACAUAAAGGCAAAAAAGUCUUUGACAAUUUCACAACGGUCAAGGAAAUGUUGGCCCACGGGAACAAAGUGAAUGAUGGGAAGACAUACAACCCCUUACUCUCCGUGACAACUGUAUGACCUCUCUUAAGCUGUAAAUCAAAAUGUAAUACAUUUAAGUUAAAAAAAAAAUGUAAAGCUAAUUCACUAAUGGAUAUAUGGCAUGGAUCUAUUAGAGUGGAUAUAUGGCAUGGAUUUCUAUAGACAUGGGUGAUGUGGUUUUGUCUCUGGCUGUGGGAGUACUGCAGCAUUAUCUGAAAUGUUUGAAUGAACAGAAUGACAUCCCCUAAAAUUUCAUUGACCUCCUCACUCACACACACUAAUGUUAAAGUUCAAGGACAUGUCAUAUUAACUGUGGCUGUUUUUUUUUGUUUUUUUUAAAGAAUUUUGCUCAAUGUCAUUAGAUCUUAGCUUAUAAGUGAUUAGUGAUACAGAUUAUUUAACAUAAUGCUUACAGCAAUCAAGGCUGACAAACAGUGCUGUUUGUUCUUAGAGCUGUUCAGAAUUACUGUUUGGUCUACAAGCUGUAGGAAAAAACAAACAAAUAAACAAACCAGGCAUCUAAAACUAAAAAUAAAUUUUCCUGUUCAGUGAAACAUGUGGUCAUCACUUUUUGUGGUCAUCCAGACCUUCUGGAUUCUAAAUGCCCAUCUUUAAUAGUACAUCUGGGCUGUUAUUCUAUUCAGUCUCCUGAAUUUGUCCCAUUUCUUGGACACGAGACACAAAGAGGAAAUAACUUGUGCCUUUUCAAAGUGGACACUCUAGCCUGGAUACACCUGUAGGUUAUUCAUGGACAAAUGCCUAGAUACAAUGGAUGUUCACUUUAUCGUACAGAAAGUAGGUCAAAAUAAUUCAGGGUCAAAGCUGUAUUGCUGCUACUUGGCCUACAGUAUAUCUCUACACCUUCACAUAUCCAUUGAUGAACUUUAAAAAAAACCCAAUACAUUAAGUGUGUCUUGAUUCUACUGUGAACACAAAUUUUAUUAUUUAUGUGUGUUUACUUUGAUUAGACUCAAGUCUAAAAGAAAAAAACAUUCAGUUUGACAUUAAGCCAAACAUAUUUAAAUAGUGUUGGCUUUACAUUGUUCAUAAUAUGUGGCAUCAACUAUGUUACAUGCUUAGUCAUGGAUAAAGCAGAAAAUCUUUUGUGUGUAGUGAGCUACUAAACUUUAACAAACAUGGAGCCAUCUUGCUGUUUAACAGUGAAAGAUGUUGUCACAAAAGAAAUGAAUAGCUUCAAAUAAGUAGCCUUAGAGUGGACACUGGUGUAACUGUUGACCAUUUAUUAACAAUUUAUUUAUUAUUUAAAAUCGACAUUAUUUAGUGUUUUAUAUAAACAGUGUCUCUGUAUAAGGAAUGAUGUUUGUAGAUAAUAAAUUUAUAUUACGAAUGUUUCAUCCCUGCCCCCAUCCAAGCAAUGCUAUGUCAAUGUUAUGUCAAUAUGUCAAUUCUACAUGUAUUUCAUGUAAUAUUAUGUCAAUUCUAUGUCAUGUUUUGUCAAUGUCUAUAUGGGGUUUGAAUUCCAUACCAAUGAAUUUUUUUCAAUGUUUCAUAAUUAUUUUUUUUUAUAACAUGCAUAAGAGAAUAGAGUGCUCUCACCUUGGAGAGUGCUGUAUCCCAUGAUUCCAUUUUUGAACCUAAGGUUAGGACUUUACCUACAACUGAAUUGGCAUUUUUUAUCUAUUUAACAAUCAUUUAUUAAAUAAUUGUUCAACUUCACACAUAAACUGUUUACCUGAUCAUGUGGAAUGGUGCUUCAUACAUUCAUCUGGAUUGCUCCAAGUUCAAACCCUGCCCACUGUCAACCCCAGAUAUCUUGCAGGAGGUUUGACCCAGGAUGUAGUAAUCUUCAUUUCUCAAGGGACGUUUAAAACUUUAAAAAUAAAACUUGACCCACUUUCAUUUCUGAAAUAAUUAGACCUCCCCUUCCCAAGUACUCAUCAUGAGCAAGAAGAAAUUCACCCAGAUCAUUGAAACAUCUGACUUGAUUGUCCUUUAGCUUUAUGUGUGUGUGUGUGUGUAUGUGUGUGUGAUAGACAAGAUGGAGAACUGUUUUCACUUGUCUCUCUAGUUUGUCCUUAAGGCUGUGCUCAUAAUUUUUACUUCAUUUUUUUUUUUGGACAAUCUGUGUGUCAAGAGUUAUGCUUCCUUUGAAUAAAUGUUUGAAAAACAAACAAAGAAAUUGCAUUCUUAGACAUCAAGUUCAUUUAGAAGUUUAAAACAGGCUGGCUGGUACUUGAGGAAUGUCAAAUAUUUUGUAGUUAGCUGACCAACAAUUCACUCUGGAUGUCGUCUGCUGAGGUACAUUUUUUUUCAAAUGGUUUAUUGCCCCUUAACCUGCUGGGUCUUGGACAUAUAGAUUUUGAUUCCAUAAACUUAAUUGACUGUCUUUCAUCAAGUCUCACCUGACAUCCAUGAUGGUCUAUCAUAGGUGUGUCUGCUGUCCUAUGCUAGCAACUACUUGACCUAGACCCAGGCAAAGGAAAGGAUUUUAAAAAUAUUUGUGAACUUUGAAGCUUUUGUUCACAUUUUAAACAAGUUUUGAUGGGAAUCUGUUGACAGAAAACUUCUUAUCUUCUUCAUAGCUGCAAGAUUUAUUUUCUCCCCAAGUCACAGGCAAUGUUUGAAGUCUCAUAAUUUGAAAAAGCAACAAAACAAAAUUGGAAAUGUCUAGUUAUACUUUUGUAACAAUCAUUACAAAAAGUUGUAUUAGUGUAAUUUAGGUGUCCUCACAGACCUUUUUAUACGAAAUCUAGACUGGACAUGGAAAUCUUUUAACACUACAAAAGAUAUGAAAUUUUUUUUUAAAGUUUAAACAAAGGUGUUGUUUUGUAAGUAGUUAUAAGGAGUAAAUUUGUUUUUUUUUCAACCAUAACCUAUGUAACAUAUAAUUUAAUGUUUAUUAAUGUUUAUAUUAUUAUUUUGCUAUUUUUUAGAUACAUAAUCUAAAAAGAUCUAGGUAAUCAAUCUAUUUAAAUGUGCAUAAGAUGACUAAAAUCAAUAGACCUGAAUUAUUUCGAUCUAGGAUUUAGAAAUGUUAUCUUAAAGGAAACUAACAGGAAAUGGCUUUAUUUCAUGAAUUUGUGUCUGGAUAUAAUAUAUAUAGGUCUGUGGGUGUCCAGUUUUUUUUAAAUUAGAUUUUAUAGGGUGUGUGUGUGUGUGUUGUGUCAAAUCGUGCAAUAUUUGAAUUGAUGUAAGAUUGUCUAUUUAUAGAAUAUUUGAAAUGAGGCUUUGAAUGCUGUAAAACAUGGAUCAGGUUUUGAACUGGAAAGUCAACUCUUCCUCAGCACCCAACCACACACAAAAAAUGAUGUAAAUCUAACCUCUGAACUGUCAGCCAUUGGGAAUAUUUAGGUCAUUGCUUUAAUCAGAAGGUUGUCCCUUAAUUCUGAUGGCUGACAUUUUAAAAUGACUUCUGACACUGACUAUGGCCUUGUCAAUAGUCACUUCUCAAGGCUGGUGCAAUUGAAAUAUUUGAAAGAAUUGUUUUACAUGUUGUGGAAUAAUUAACAAAGCUGUUUUUGGAUUUAUUAGGGAUACCAUUGAACAAAUAAUUAUAUUCUGGGCAAGCUACUGACUUCCUACAAAAUACAGUAUUACAUAUGAAUAUUGAAAUACAUUUUUACUAGGUUUGUAAUAAUAAAAAAGGGUGUGGGGUAUCAAUAACUAUAAAGAGAAUAAACCAUAACAUUAAAGAUGUAAUUUCCUUUUAUUGGGCAGAGCAUAAUGAUCCAUAUAUUGCAUGGACCAUAGUGAUGAAUUUAUUGCACAUACCAGGGUACUGUUGGUCUGAGUGCUUAAUAACUACAGGUUUGAAGUUUUUAACUUUACUAUUUCUACAUUCUAAACAUUAAAAAUGUCUUGACUGUGAUUUUGUUUUUUCCUGGCACACUUUCAGUUUGUGGGGAAUUGAAAUGUUUAUUUUUGGAAAUAGAGUUUGUGUAUGUGAGAAGGAGAGAGAGAAAAGAAGGGAGAUAACUUCUCAUCUGAGUUGUUUGCUCCUGCUUCUAUUUAUAUCACAUACUAGGUGGAAGAAAAGUUUUGUGUGAGGCUGGGUACUAGUCUAGGUUAAAAAAAUCAACAUAAAGAUAGGACAUUAGUAGCUGUAGGAAUGAAUCAUGGGACAUUAGUAGCUGUAGCAAUGAAUCAUGGGACAUUAGUAGCUGUAGGAAUGAAUCAUGGGACAUUAGUAGCUGUAGCAAUGAAUCAUGGGACAUUAGUAGCUGUAGGAAUGAAUCAUGGGACUUGUGUAAAGAAGUUUGACCUAAUAGUUCAAUUCUAUUAUUAUGUUCAUGAAUGACUCUACAACUGGAGUCACACUAUAUUAUAUAUUGAUUGUAUGUGAUUGAAAGAAAUUAUGAUGUAUGUAUUAUGUGUAUCAUAGCACUGCAAAAAAAACAACAACACAUAAUUAUGUUAUGAUAUCACUGACCUAUAUCACUCAGCUGACAUCAUGACAGACCACUCUAAGUGUGUGUAUGUGUGUGUCUACAUUUGUUUCUGUGUUUGUUCUUUGACAGCUGAUAUAAUAAUAUGGAAAUAAAUUGUGGCUUCUUUAAAAUUUUC
Biomphalaria glabrata is the source of this 9074-nucleotide messenger RNA. RefSeq names its product E3 ubiquitin-protein ligase PDZRN3-like. Gene Ontology annotation, molecular function: protein binding. The record is from RefSeq and is a predicted model, not a curated record. Lineage: Eukaryota; Metazoa; Mollusca; Gastropoda; Planorbidae. Bases 1995 to 4589 code for a protein of 864 amino acids. The transcript has 11 exons.